Molecule: messenger RNA, 1224 nt
Organism: Capsicum annuum
Lineage: Eukaryota; Viridiplantae; Streptophyta; Magnoliopsida; Solanales; Solanaceae
Exons: 4
Coding region: 1-1224 (407 amino acids)
Source: RefSeq, a predicted model, not a curated record
AUGUAUGGCGAUUACCACUCGGACUCUGUGGGUAAAUCUGUGGAAAAUAAGGUAAGUAUUGAUGAACCCGAAGAAAGUAGUGCAGUGGAGUCUGAGAAGCUGGAUGGUUUUGUUGAUAUUUCGGAGAAAGAAGAUGAGAAGGAGGAGGAAGUGAAAAAGGUCGAUGAGCCAAAGUUUGGCAAGUUCAUGGCUAUGCUUAAGCAAUUGAAAAUUAAUGUACCUUUGGUUGAGGAACUUGAGAAAAUGCCAGGCUAUGCCAAGUUAAUGAAAGGCCUCAUCACAAAGAAGAGGAAGGUCAGCAGUGAUCAAGUGGAAAAUCUCAACUAUUUUAGAGCGGUUUCCACACAAUUCAUAGUGCAAAAGAAGGCCGACCCGGGUGUAUUCACUAUUCUGUGCAAGGUUGGGUCUCUGGAUGUUGCAAAGGCAUUAUGUGAUUUGGGUGCCAGCAUGAAUCUAAUGCCACUUGCUGUAUGUAAGAAGCUAGGUUUGGAAGAUCCAACACCUACUAACAUGCGACUGGUGAUGGAAGAUAGGUCAAUAAAGCAGCCUGUUGGAAUUUCGCAUGAUGUGUUGGUGAAAGUAGUAGACUUUAUUCUUUCUUCUGAUUUUGUGGUACUGUAUUGUGAUGUGGACUUUGAGGUACCCAUUAUCUUGGGAAGGCCACUCUUAGCAACAGGAAGAGUAAUAGUUGACAUGGAGUUGAAUAAGCUCAAGUUUAGGCUCGGUAAAAAGGAGAUUAAAAGCUCCAUCAGGUACUCUAAAAUCCCACUAAAAAGAAAGAGUCCCACAGAACCAAAGAAAGCGGCCAAAGAUGAUGUAUAUCGUAAGCUCCUCAACGAGGAAUCUGACUACGAAGAGGAGAAACCCUUGCUCAGAAAGCUAAAGAUGAAGCAGAGUCCAAAGAAAACUCCACUACCUCUACCAAUUGAGGUGGAGGAUAGUGAUGAUACUGAGUCGACCAUAGCUUCUGAGCAGGAGGGGUCUAAAAAAGGUGAGUCUGAACAGCAUGAGUCUGAACAUGAUAAAGCUGAUGAAGAGGAUCAAGAAGAAUCGGAAAAAUUUGAGUUCGAAGGAACAGCUUCCGGGUCCCCAUCCACUGAGCAACAAGAUAAUAAAGAGUCUCCACCUCGGAGGGCUCUUAUCAAAUGUAAGAACCCGAAAGUGAGGAACAAUGCUAGAUGGAAAAUCCCUAGAGCUGAAGAUAUCUAUAUUGCUAAGUUUUAA